AUGGCUAGCACUGAAGAAGAAAAUAUAACUCAAAUUACAGAAUUUAUCCUUUUCGGUUUUGGGGAUCUCCAUGGCCUUCAGUUUCUUCUUUUUGGGGUAUUUCUGGUCAUCUAUGUGGUGACUCUCAUGAGCAACAUUGUAAUCCUAACUGUUGUGUCAGCUGAUCACUCCCUUCACACCCCCAUGUAUUUCUUUCUUGGCCACUUCUCCUUCCUAGAGAUUGGGUACACCACUACCAUUGAGCCCAUGAUGCUGAGGACAUUCUUAUCAGCUCAUGUGCCUAUUUCCUUCCCAGGCUGUGCUUGCCAGUUUUAUUUUUUUGCUUCUCUGGUGGCCACUGAAUGCUUCUUCCUGGCUGUCAUGUCUUAUGAUCGCUAUAUAGCUAUCUGUAACCCAUUGCAUUACUCCAGUAUAAUGGACUACUGGGGUUGCUUACAGCUAGCUGGUGCUUCUUGGGUGGCUGGAUUUCUGGCACCCAUCCUUCUCAUGGUCCUCAUUUUUUGGUUAACAUUUUGUGCUGACAAUAAGAUUGACCACUUCUUCUGCGAUUUGAAACCCAUCAUGAAGCUUGCCUGCACUGAUACUCAAGUAGCUGAGAUGACCUCUUUUAUAUGUACCUCCUCAUUUGCCCUCGGCCCCUUCCUGCUAACUCUAGCAUCUUAUAUCAUCUCCACCAUUCUGAGGAUUCCUUCUACUGCAGGGAAACAGAGGGCUUUCUCCACCUGUUCCUCCCAUCUGACAGUAGUCAGUCUGUACUAUGGAAUGCUAGGCAUUGUCUAUGGCUUCCCAUCAGGGCCUCAGCAUGAGGACUUAUUGAAGUCACUUUCCCUUCUGUAUACAGUGCUUACCCCUUCCCUCAACCCUAUUACUUACAUGCUAAGGAACAAAGAUGUAAAGGUGGCUCUAAGAAAAUUGGUACAAUGA
Molecule: messenger RNA, 924 nt
Organism: Nyctereutes procyonoides (raccoon dog)
Lineage: Eukaryota; Metazoa; Chordata; Mammalia; Carnivora; Canidae
Product: olfactory receptor 10A4-like
Exons: 1
Coding region: 1-924 (307 amino acids)
Biological process (GO): G protein-coupled receptor signaling pathway
Cellular component (GO): membrane
Molecular function (GO): olfactory receptor activity; G protein-coupled receptor activity
Source: RefSeq, a predicted model, not a curated record